Molecule: messenger RNA, 3565 nt
Organism: Asparagus officinalis (garden asparagus)
Lineage: Eukaryota; Viridiplantae; Streptophyta; Magnoliopsida; Asparagales; Asparagaceae
Product: FT-interacting protein 1-like
Source: RefSeq, a predicted model, not a curated record
CGGAGGCAAUUAGAUACGUCAAAAAAACAAAUUCAUGAGGACAUAACCAGUCGAAAAGGCAAACGAUGUCUUCAUUCCCUCAUCUUUCCUCUUUUUAAAUAUAUAUGUCUUCCAAGCUUCUCCCCUUCUUUCGGCCCCUUCACUAGCGUGUACACGGCUUCUCUAUGGAAAAAAGCCCCUUUCCUCCAUCAUGAUGAAGGCAAUGCCUCCAGCACAACAGCCCCAAAGAAGGAAGAAUGCCCACUUCAUCAAUCCUUCCUUUCUUCGACCCCUCCCCACUAGGAUAUCACUGACGAAACCCAGGAAUGAAACUAGUGGUUGAAGUCAUAGAAGCCCAUGAUCUUUUGCCCAGAGACGGAGAAGGCUCAUCGAGUGCAUUCGCAGAAGUGGACUACGAUAACCAGCUAAGCCGAACACCAACCGUGACCAAAAACCUCAACCCCGUCUGGAACCAGAAGCUCGAGUUUCCACUCUCCGACCCAGAGAAACUCCAGACGCAAGGCGUCGAAGUUUCAGUCUACAACGACCGUAAAACUUUCCCUGCAGGCAGAAAUUUCCUAGGCAAGGUUAGAGUCAAAUGCUCGAAUAUCGUUCGUGAAGGCGAACAAGUCCUCCAAAGAUUCCCACUAGAGAAAAAGUGGCUCUUUUCCUCUGUUAAGGGGCAUAUCGCCCUAAAAAUCUACAUAUCUCCUAAACCCUUAUCAAUUAGUCCUCUGCUAGAAGAGGAAGAGAAAGAGGAGAUCAAAGAGGCGAUAAAAGAAGUUCAGGUUCAGACUUUCAGACACGUAGGCAAGAAUCAGGUCGCACCUCAGAAAGGGAGGAUUGUCGAGGAGAAACGUAAAGUGAAUUCAUCGGUGCCGACAGCUAUGAUGCAUCAAGCUAAGCCGAGUUCCGCUGAGGAGUUCAAGCUGAAGGACACGAACCCGCAGCUUGGAGAGCGAUGGAGAGCUGGCGGACAUGGACGGGGUGGGUGGAUGGGGAUCGGAGCAGAUAAGCUCACAAGCACUUAUGAUCUCGUUGAGCAGAUGCAUUAUCUUUAUGUGAGGGUUGAGAAGGCGAAGGAUCUACCGACAAAUCCAUUAACUGGAAGCUGUGAUCCGUAUGCAGAAGUCAAGCUUGGCAAUUAUAGGGGAACUACCAAACACUUUGAGAAGAAGACUAACCCAGAAUGGAAUCAGGUGUUUGCAUUCUCCAAGGAGAGGAUCCAGUCAUCUGUACUCGAAGUCUAUGUCAAGGACAAGGAAGUGGUGGCAAGAGACGACUAUGUUGGUAAGGUAGUGUUCGAUCUGAAUGAAGUACCCACAAGAGUCCCACCCGAUAGCCCGUUAGCCCCUCAAUGGUACCGCCUUGAGAAUCAUCGAGGAGAUGGAAAGGUGAGGGGGGAGAUUAUGCUCGCAGUGUGGAUGGGGACUCAAGCUGACGAGGCAUUUCCUGAGGCUUGGCAUGCCGAUGCAGCCUCAGUUCAUGGGGAGGGGAUUUAUAGCAUCAGAUCGAAGGUUUAUGUGUCGCCUAAGCUCUGGUACCUUCGAGUUAAUGUUAUUGAGGCACAGGAUGUUCAACCUAAUGAUCAGAGUCGGGUUCCUGAUGUUUUUGUCAAAGUUCAGGUGGGUAACCAAAUGCUGAAAACCAAACACUGUCCAGCCCGAACACUGAGCCCUCUGUGGAAUGAGGACCUCGUCUUCGUUGCAGCCGAACCUUUCGAAGAACAGCUUGUUCUAACCAUCGAAGACCGCGUGAGCCUAACCAAGGACGAAAUUCUUGGCCGCCUUGUCCUCCCCCUCACAGUCUUCGAGAAGAGGCUCGACCACCGUCCUGUCCACUCCCGUUGGUUCAACAUGGAGCGUUUCGGGUUUGGCGUUCUGGAAGGUGAAAAGCGAAAGGAGCUCAGGUUCGCCACCCGAGUCCACCUCCGAGCCUGCCUCGAGGGCGGAUAUCAUGUCAUGGACGAGUCUACUAUGUAUAUAAGCGACCAACGCCCGACUGCUCGUCAGCUGUGGAAGCAACCGAUAGGCAUACUAGAGGUCGGAAUCUUAGGAGCACAGGGGCUUGUUCCGAUGAAGACUAGAGAUGGCCGAGGCACCACUGAUGCGUACUGCGUGGCGAAGUAUGGGCAGAAAUGGGUCCGAACACGGACCAUGAUCGAUUCGUUCUCGCCCAAAUGGAAUGAACAGUACACAUGGGAGGUGUAUGACCCGUGCACUGUCAUCACGCUUGGAGUGUUCGACAACUGCCACCUUGGUCAUGAUAGGACCAACGGGAGGGACUCACGAAUCGGAAAGGUCAGGAUACGGUUGUCAACGCUGGAGGCUGAUCGGAUAUACACGCACUCGUAUCCGCUGAUUGUCUUACAGCGGUCGGGGGUGAAGAAGAUGGGGGAGCUUCAGUUAGCAGUGCGAUUCACUUGCUUGUCUCUCAUGAACACCAUUUAUCUCUACAGCCACCCACUUCUCCCUAAGAUGCAUUAUCUGCAUCCUUUUACGGUUAACCAACUCGACAGUCUCCGGUACCAAGCGAUGAGCAUAGUAGCGACAAGGCUAGGGAGAGCCGAGCCCCCCCUGAGGAAGGAGGUCGUCGAGUACAUGCUCGACGUUGACUCGCACAUGUGGAGCAUGAGGCGGAGCAAGGCUAAUUUCUUCCGCAUAAUGUCGGUCCUCUCUGGUGUCAUAGGAACGUUUAGAUGGCUUGGGGACGUGUGCAAGUGGAAGAACCCGAUAACCACCGUGCUCGUUCAUGUCCUCUUCCUAAUACUCGUAUGCUACCCCGAGCUAAUACUGCCGACAAUGUUUCUAUACAUGUUCUUGAUCGGUCUUUGGAACUACCGGUUCCGGGCGAGGCACCCACCACACAUGGACACGAGGCUGUCGUGGGCGGAGGCGGUGCAUCCGGACGAGCUGGAUGAGGAGUUUGACACGUUUCCGACGACUAAGCCACAGGAUGUGGUGAUGAUGAGGUACGACAGGCUCCGAAGCGUGGCGAGGAUACAGACGGUGGCCGGAGACCUGGCGGCUCAGGGGGAGAGGUUCCAGAGUUUGCUGAGCUGGAGAGAUCCGAGGGCUACGUGCUUGUUUAUAAUCUUCUGCUUCUUGACGGCGGUGGUCCUGUACAUUACGCCAUUCAAGGUGGUGGCGCUGGUGGUCGGGCUUUAUAUGUUGAGGCAUCCGAGGUUUCGGAGUAAGAUGCCGUCGGUCCCCAGCAAUUUCUUCAAGAGGCUGCCGUCGCGUGUUGACAGUAUGCUUUGAGAGAGAGCUUGGAAGUUUUGGGAACGUGAUGUGCAUGGUUUGUGUUAUUGUUGUCGAGCUUUCUUCUAGUUUGGUUUCGUUGUGUCGAUCGGAUUGGCGUAAAGGGAGAGGGGAGAGAGGAAACUCAAGGAUGUCUGAAAUAAUGUGUGGAUUUGUUAGGGGUUUUAUCAUACCGAGUUUUAGGCUUCGAAGUUCAAACGUAUCAAGUUAGCUGGGCUGCUGAAGUGAGAUGUGAAAUCUACACUACAGAGCAAAAAAGUUAAGAAGAAGAAUUAUGAGGAUGUUGUUUGCUGGUUAUUGUGGAUUACCUAACAGUCAACAGUGGG